GGGAGGGUACUGGUGGGGCGGUGUCCUAGUUGGAAGUCUUGGUGGUCACCCGGUGUUAGUAGCGGAGACCCCGCGGUUAAGAAUGCCGCUGGUUGCCCGCUGCAUUGAGCCGCGCCAUGUGUGCCGGCAGAAGCUUCCCAAUGUCCAAAGUGAACUGGAAUGUAUGACAAACCUGACACUAUCUAAUGUCAUUCGCCAACUAGGAAGCCUUAGUCGCUAUGCAGAGGAUAUAUUUGGAGAGUUGUUCAUUGAAGCAAGUCUGUUUGCGGAGCGUGUGGGAAUGCUGGGUGAGAGAGUGGAAAAGCUACAGGUCAAAGUGACCCAGCUGGAUCCCAAAGAGGAGGAAGUUUCUUUACAAGGUAUAAACACAAGAAAAGCAUUCCACAGUAAUACCUUGCAGGAUCAGCAACUCUUUGUGCGUGACUCUCUAUCUAUGCCUGUCUGUGAAACCUACUUCACAUGUGACAUGCCACCACCACUCGACAUCUUAUCUUCUUACAGGGAUGAUGGAAAGGAAGCACUGAAGUUUUACACUGACCCCUCAUAUUUCUUUGAUUUAUGGAAGGAGAAGAUGUUGCAGGACACCAAGGAUAUCAUGAAAGAAAAGCGUAAACAUAGGAGAGAAAAGAAAGAUAAUCCCAACCGCGGGAAUGUAAAUCCUCGGAAGAUCCGCACACGAAAAGAUCAGUGGGAACAAUUGAAAAUGGGGCCGGAAUUUGUGGAUGCAAAAUCUCAACAGUCUGGGGUCCAAAUAACUCACAAUGGAUCUGUCAGCCCCAUGGAUAUGGGAGAUACACAGCAUUACCCUCCUCCACCUCCAAAUGAAGACAUGCCAAGCCCACUUCUGGCCCCUGAUGACUCUUUGCCUCCUCCUCCUAUGGAAUUCAGUUCAUCUGGAAGCUCCAAUCGAUCAAGCCUGGUUAGCCAUAUCCACCCACCACCAGUAUCUCCAACUGGCCCUUCUAUUGGUGGAAGGCCCAGUUUCUCUCCUCCACCACCACCACCACCUGUUGGUGUUUUCCCAGACACCACUUAUCUUCCACCUCCCUCGCCACCAGCGUGCCCUCCUGCUCCUGGCUUUCCUGCUCCUCCCCCUCCUCCAGUGCCGUCUGUGAUAGAUUAUACAGCUGUCUCUCCUGUACCUCCUCCUGCUCCACCUGCAGGAGGGCCCCCUCCUCCACCACCCCCUCCACCUCCACCAGGUCCUCCACCUCUUGGCCCCCCUCCACCUGGCCCCCCUCCUCCUCCAUCUUUUUCUCCACAAGAUGAAGAUGCUUUGCCACAGAUAUCCAAGCCCAAAACUUCCCUGCCACCAGUAAGCGAUGUUCGGAGCGAUCUCCUAUCUGCAAUUCGUCAAGGAUUCCAGCUACGCAAGGUGGAGGAACAGAUGGAGCAUGAAAAGCGAGAUGUUGGUGGUAAUGAUGUGGCUACCAUCCUCUCUCGUCGUAUAGCAGUAGAGUACAGUGACUCGGAGGAUGACUCCUCGGAAUUUGAUGAAGAUGAUUGGUCUGAUUAAACAUGCAAAGAUUUUGUUGGAGAUAGGGUGGUGGGAUCAGUGUUAUGUAGGUUUUCUCACUGCCAAGAGACCAUCCUGUAGAGUGUCAGGAGAAAGGUAUCAAUUUGAUAUUUAUACAAGAAGAGCACACUUUAUAUUGUUGUAGUAUAUCCUUACUCAUGGGCAUUCUUUGAAGCUAAAGGUCUGAUGAUGUGCCUUUUUUUACUUAAAAGGGUUGUCCAGUUUCAUUCAACUAUUUCUCAUAUAAUGUACUGUGACCACUCUUUUACUAAUAUAAUUUCAUGACUUGCGUUGCCGCUAUCUUCACUUGUGGAUUCCAGUCUAGUGACUCCAUCUGUAGUCAUUGUGUCCAAUGGUUUGCUCUUGGUCCCUUUCCCUCUAAAUAGAAAAAUCCAUCUUUAGGUACAAAUUGACUAUUGCAAAAUUUAGGUAAAGGGAAUAUGUUCCCGAUUUAUUUUUGCCUUUGGUAAAAUAAGGGUAUUUUAAUGUCUGCUUUUGAUGACAAUCACGUGACUGUCUAUCUGCCAAAACUGGGCAGAGGAAAUGUAAUCCAGUCCUUGUGGUAUGAACAUUCCUAAGAAAUAAUGCAUAUUUGCACUUGAUGUGCCAUGGGCAAAAUGUAAAUUUUUAGACUAAUAACUGUGCCUUAAAUAAUGUUUCGACAGUCAGUCAGUGUCUUAGAAUUGAUAGAAGUGGAAUUUAUGAUUAAAUAUGCUAGUAUAUCUCAUAAUAAGGUGGCCAUAAUGUGUGAUGUCCUGGAAACCUAAUGCAGUGAGGGAUUUACAUAUAACCUACUAUAUCUUUUACUUUUGGGCAGAUGGGGCGCAGAUCUAUGCAUAUACUAUAGUAAUCUGUUUGCUUCUUGUUAUUGUCAUUUUGUCUUUGUAUCAGACCCAGUGGGGAAUAUAUGCCCUUAUGACAGGGUAGUUUAUUGGGAACACUGUCUGAGCCACUGAGGAGCAACAUGAGAUAAUGGGAAAGAAAUCUAAACCUAAUAAUUAUGUUUAACUUGUUAUUAUACUGUAUCUAGAGAUCGAAUUAACCUAUUCAAUGCUUUAAAUCCUAGUCUAUGCAAAAUAUAAGCGUUCAUUCUGUAUGUAUUCAAACUGUUCAAACUUAAGUACAUAGAUAUAUCUAUACUCAAGACUCUGCAAACUAUUGAGUUCACGGACAAUAUGGCGAUCUUAAGUGCCUUAACUGGAGUGAAUUGGGGACUGAGUGCCAAAAGAAAAACUGUUGACAUUCUUUGUACUACCAGUCCUUCAUCCUUCUCUUUAUAACUCGCUUUUUUUCGUUUUCCAAAUGAUAUUUACCUGUGUAUGUAUACUGUUAAAUAAUAACCCUGAAAAAAUUCA
Molecule: messenger RNA, 2871 nt
Organism: Bufo bufo (common toad)
Lineage: Eukaryota; Metazoa; Chordata; Amphibia; Anura; Bufonidae
Gene: WASF2
Product: WASP family member 2
Exons: 9
Coding region: 83-1516 (477 amino acids)
Biological process (GO): actin cytoskeleton organization; positive regulation of Arp2/3 complex-mediated actin nucleation
Cellular component (GO): cytoskeleton
Molecular function (GO): protein kinase A regulatory subunit binding; actin binding; Arp2/3 complex binding
Source: RefSeq, a predicted model, not a curated record